Molecule: messenger RNA, 1855 nt
Organism: Varanus komodoensis (Komodo dragon)
Lineage: Eukaryota; Metazoa; Chordata; Lepidosauria; Squamata; Varanidae
Gene: CUNH2orf68
Product: chromosome unknown C2orf68 homolog
Exons: 4
Coding region: 659-1102 (147 amino acids)
Source: RefSeq, a predicted model, not a curated record
GCUGUUGAGCGUGGAGGACGGGGAGCCAGGAUAUCCGGUUCCAGUCCUCACCGAUCCCCAAAGCUGGCUGCUCAGUCACCCGCUCUCAGCCUGACCUACCUCAAAGGGUUGUUUUUAGGAUAAAAUAAGCGGCCUUUGGUUCGUCACAAGAGGUAAAAAGGCAGAAUAUAAAUGCAGUGCGAUAAUAGAACGCAGGGGCGCCUCCCCUGCAAGCUCAUCGGGUUCAUGCGACAGUCGGUGCUUUUGCUAAAGCCAGAAAGUACAGACAAUAAAAUGUGGUUGGGAGCUGUUCAAUAGGCAUGUUGCCAGGCCGUGUAUUUUACUAAAAAUGUUAUGGUGCCCAAGUCAUUGAACGAGGCCUCCUACCGAGUAAAUGAACAGUAUACAAUGCAGACUGACCUCAACCUAAUGGCACAGUCCUUUAAAUGCAUCCCAACAGCAACAUUCUGAUUUAAUAAAUGAAAGCAUUGUGGCGGGUCAGGGAAGGAGGAAUUGGGUUCAUUAUUGGAACCAGUGUGUGGGAAAGGGAGGUUGAAGUGUUUUGCUCGCAACCCUGAGAGUUCCUUACGCACACAGUGUGAAUUGGUGCUGGUAGGACCGUUUUUCUACACUGCUACAGUUUGUCAAGAUUCCAGCCGGCAAGGGAAGACGGAAUAACAUGAAGAUGCAGUCCAGUCUCCAUUUUGGGCUUCAGGCACAGCUGCUGCCACCACUAAUGGAUGACUAUGACAAGGAAAUGAAGCAGGCGAAGGAGAAGGUGAAGAAGAGGCACACGCCAGCGCCAGCGCGGCCCAGGAAGCCAGACCAGCAGGUCUAUCACCCCAGCCGGAGAAGUAAAGCGGAAACCACAGCCGCCAUUGAGUACGAGGGGUCCAGUGAGAGCAGUUCCAGUACGGAGCCAGACCCCAGUGGGCCGGCGCUCUUCUGCCUGGAAUAUGAGGCCGACAGCGGCUUGGUCACCUCCGUGGUUGUGCACCAGGAUAACGACCCAGACGAGGUGGUGGAGAAAGUCAGUGCCCAGAACCACCUGGACCCGGCUAUGCGCGAGGCCCUGAGGCAGAGGAUUCAGGAGGAGCUGGAGAAGCGGCGUGUGAAGCGCUGAGGACUGCAGAGGCGCCUGCGCCGUUUGCCGGCUUGGCAGUACUUUGGGGAACUUGUCCUGUGGUUGCUGGCUUGGGACCCCCGGGAGGGUCAGGGUAGUCGCGGAACCCUGUCCCUGGCAAAAGGUCCACCAGUGUGAUGGCUGAGACACAGUUGCCCGUGCCCAAAAUGAGGGUUGGAGGGAGCAGUGGAUUAUUUCGGUUGAGUCUGUUUAAGAGAGUACCAAGGAGUAUUAGUGCAGCCAAGACCUCCCCAAGACUCCGGUAGCCUCUUGCCCUUCUUAGUAGCCAGCUGCUGCCUCUCUUGUCUUUCGCCAUCAGACGAAGGCAGACACAUCACUGUGGCUCCGCAACUUUCCUGCCAAUAAAAGGUGCCCAGACCAAGCCCCCAGCACCGAGGGGAGCUCUUGGCACGUGCUGCCGGGGCCGGGGCCUGCAGGGGCGCUGUCCCCCUGCAUCACCGAGCGAGGGCACCUGUGAGGAGCCACCGUUGGCACAGGGGCGGCUGGUGCCCCAAGCCUUGCAUUAGUUACUCUGCAGUCUCCCCCUUUCGGAUCAGCUGGUAGACCAUCGCAAGGCAGGCUGCCUGCCUUGACUGGCAACAUCUUGUUGGCUUUUUAAGGCCAUGAAGCAUUGGGCACUGGCUGGGAUCUUUGGGGUCUCCAGGGCUGCUGUGCUUUACUCUUCUUGAUAAAAAAGUGUUUUCCAAACAAUGGCACAUUGUUGUAAAUAAACAUGCAGCUUGCUCCUUUGUU